This is a messenger RNA of Jaminaea rosea, 2911 nucleotides long. RefSeq lists its product as hypothetical. The coding region runs from base 147 to 2822 and encodes 891 amino acids. The record is from RefSeq and is a predicted model, not a curated record. Gene Ontology annotation, molecular function: ubiquitin conjugating enzyme activity; zinc ion binding. The transcript is spliced from 6 exons. Lineage: Eukaryota; Fungi; Basidiomycota; Exobasidiomycetes; Microstromatales.
CUCCGACGUCGAAGUGUGCUCUCAGAGGUCAGAGCCCUCGUUGGCGGAGCAACGGGGGUCAUGACGGCCCAAAGCGGACCAGAUUAGUCUUACCUUCCGUUGUGACCGUCACAUAGAUCUCUUUCUCAUCGAAGGCGUCAUUCAACAUGGCCGCCGACGAGGAUAUUGCCAAGCUGAUGGCAAAGGGCGCCUCCAUCGAGACGGCCGUCGCUGCUCUCGAGGCGACGGGCUCUUAUCACGAUGCUGCCGAAGCCAUCGCCGCGGGCAUCUUUGGCCCUGUUGCAGUCCCUCCCAGGACCUCGAAGAGGAAUUGCAGGGACGACGACAAUGAAGACGAAGACGAUCACGAGUCGGAGGGCGGUAGCGUGGGCGGCGUCAGCGACGCAAUCAUCAUAUCAGACGAUGAAGAUGGAGACAACGGCGGCGACAGGGCCACAGGCAUGGCCGAUCAAGACCCAUACAGCAGCAUCAACAUGAAGAAGAACCGCAAGGAGAAGGUCAUCGAGUCCAUCAUGCCGGCAAAGACGCUCACCAUCCAGGCCAAAGAGACUCCGGAACAGAAGAGAUUGACACCCAUCGAGUGCCAGGAGCUGACCGCCAACGACUGGCAGCGGGGAGUGGGACACGGUAGCGAGCAGAAUUUCCUCUUCGACGUCUACAAGCACCUCGUCUACGACGACGUCACCUGCCCCAAGCCAUCGUGUCGCAAGGCUUAUCCUCGCUCCGGCAAGGAGUUUCUGAUCCUCUUUCCCACCUUGGCCUCAUUCCUCGACCACGUCCAGCGCAACCUGCCCAAACAAUGCACCAAGUGCCGUACUACCUUUUGCCUCGCCUGCGGCGGUGACUGGAGCGAGCAUGUAAAAGCGGCCAAAGAGGCAGCAACAAAGACGCAAACGACGAGCCGCUCUCAUCAAGCUUCAGCGACGAACGGUGACUGCGCAGACAAGGCUUCGGCUACACCCAACGCCUCUUGGACGCUGCUUCACUGCCCACUGUCAUCCUCUAUGGUCCUCGGCGUUGGUCUCGCUCACGUCGAGCGUCUCUUGAAUCCUGACGAGCCGACCAGCAAGGAAUCGCGCGAGGAUGGAGACGCCCGUAAACGGCGUAAGGUCGGGGACGGACACUCUACAUCGGCUACGCCCAGCUCUGCCACCACGGCUGUCACCGGCGCUGCAUCAGCCGCCAACCCUUUUGGAUACUACGACGAUUACUAUUCACCUCCUCAGCCCGGAUCCAAGGCUGCAGCUGCAGGUACCGGCUACGGCGGCGGCGGUCGAGGAGGAGCAGAAGACGAUUACUCGUGGCAGAAUGCCGCGCAGCAGCAACAGCUGCAACGCGAUGAAUCCAUCCGAACUUGUCUCCUCCAGCUGCGAGCAUAUCUACCCGACGAAAGGCGCGAGUGGGUACACUUUGACGGCAAGGACUUCUUGACGGGGCCAGUCUGCCUCGACCACCUUCCUGACCUCUCCAACCUCGCCCACCUCCGUCGCCGCUUCCUGCCCAUCGCGAGCACCCUCCUGUCCACGCGAUCGAUCAUGGACGUCACGGAGCGCCUACCUCUCUUCGAAGAGCUCAUGACUUGGAUGCGUAUGCUGAGCCGCCACAUCGCCACAGCUCCCCUCGUAGCUCAGCCUAUUAUGCGGCUACAGCGCACCGAGAUUCACGGCAAAGAGCAACACAACAUCUACGAAGGGUCCCCUGGGCCUCGUGAGCUCGCUCAGGCUGUCUACGACCAAGCUCAAGUACUCGUCAAGAACAUCACCAAGUCGGAUCCACCCGAGCCCAACAACCCGUCAAGCAACACGAGGGGCGCAACAAGUCCAGUAAAGAAGACGUCUGCUGUCGACGAGAGGACGGAGGAAGCAAGACGAACGCUCGCCCUAUGCUGCUCCAUCAUCGCAGAUGUGGAUGCCAUCGAUCGCUCUCUUAUCGAGAUCAAGGGCAAAGGCUUCCUGGCACGCUUUCUCAGCGAGAUCAGGGGUGGAGCAGUGGAGCUGCGCGACGACGAUUGGGACGAGGAUGCCAACAAAGUCGAGCGCCAGCUGAGCGAAGAUGAGAUGAAGGACAAAUAUCAGACGUGGGCAAGGCGGCUCAUCUACCAAGAAGCGGACAUGAUCAGCAAGGUCACGGGCACAUCAGGCUCCAAAAGCACGACAUGGGCUCACACAUACGCUCAGGAGAUCGAAUUGACGCGCGACCUUGCCGACUCAAAGCGCAAUCUCAUCAUCGCAAAGGAGCUGGCCGGACUGGGCCCCUCCCUGCCUGCGGACUGGCAUUGCGCCAUCUUCGUCCGCGUAGCUGAAGCUCGCCUCGACGUCCUUCGCGCCUGCCUGAGCGGCCCUCCCUCCUCACCAUACGCCAACGGCCUCUUCAACUUCGAUGUUUUUCUUCCGCGCGAAUACAAUCAGCAACCUCCCAAGGUUACGAUCUUGACAACAGACGGCGGCGCGGUCCGCUUCGGUCCCAACCUCUAUGCGCAAGGCAAGGUCUGCCUGUCGCUCCUGGGCACUUGGCCCGGUCCUGGCUGGAGCCCGGGCCGCUCUACCCUAUUGCAGGUGCUGCUGUCCCUCUCUUCACUCGUCAUGGCUGAGGAGGAGCCUGCGGUCAAUGAGCCCGGCUGGGAGAAUUGGCGCGGUACAGAUCGGUCGAUGCACUACACGAAGAAUUUGCGACGACAGACUGUCAGGCAUGCCAUGCUGCGAACGCUGCAGAACCCGCCUGAGCCCUGGGAGGAGGUCGUCAAGGGGCACUUCAGACAGAAGCGCGGCGUCAUUGUUAAGCAGCUCGACGACUGGUUGAAGGAGGACGACGGUUACCCGUGAGUGGGGCGACGAGCAGGACAGAGCCAAAAGGGGGCUUCGAGCACUAACCUUCUCUUCUCUCCCGCCGCUUUUUGCAGCACGGUCGGCGA